CGAUGCUCUCCCACGUGUCGCUCGUGUCGUUUCUCGAGCGGCGUCUCGACUGUUCGAGCCGCUGACGCUGCAAAGCAUGUGUCCAAAAGUAUAUCAACAUUGCACGCGGCGGACGUGAACUGCACGCACAGGCCCAGCACAAGGUAGUCUGGAGGGGACAGUCAGCAGCGACCAGUCGGCGGCGUCGGUCUCGAAUCCGAGCCACGCAGCAGCAAUAUUUAUAUCGUCGUAAAGUUUAGGCUAUAUCGAAUUGUCAGUCUCGCGGUUUGUUUGGUUAUAUCGUGGCUAAAGAAGCAUCGUCGAACUUUCGCGAGCUCGCGAGUGUCUCCGGAGUGUUUUCCGUUUAUCCCGUGCUGGUGAUCAGCACCGCCACGAUCCCAAGAUGAGCGACGUAGACUCCAUGAUGUACGGCACGACUCUGUCAACGGAGUCGAUGAAAGUCAUCGCUGAGAGCAUCGGCGUUGCCAAUUUGCCGGACGAGGCGGCCAAAGACCUGGCCGAGGACGUCAGCUAUCGGAUAAAGCAGAUACUCCAGGACGCGACCAAGUUCAUGCGCCACGGCAGAAGGUCCAGGCUCACGACGCACGACGUCGAUCACGCCCUGAGAGCCAAGAACGUCGAGCCCACCUACGGCUUCUUCGCCAAGGAGCACAUUCCCUUCCGCUUCGCUUCGGGCGGUGGCAGAGAGUUGCACUUCACCGAGGAGAAGGAAUUCGAUCUGACCGAGCUCGUAUCCACAGCUGGUGCCCAGAGCUGGCCAAAGCUGCCUUUAGAAACUAAUUUAAGAACUCACUGGUUGUGCAUCGAUGGUAUUCAGCCAACGAUACCUGAAAAUCCACCGCCUGUAUCCAAAGAGGUCCAAAAACUAGAGAGUACAGAUCCAAUAAGUAGUAAAAACAGUAAUCCUAAUCUUGGUAAACCGGGUCACAAAAGCCACAAAUUACGUAACGUUGAGACUGUACAUGUUAAACAAUUAGCCACUCAUGAAUUAAGUGUAGAACAGCAACUUUACUAUAAAGAAAUUACUGAAGCCUGCGUGGGAGCCGAUGAAGGGAGAAGAGUCGAAGCCUAUCAGUCUUUAUCAGCGGAUCCUGGCUUACACGAGAUGUUAGCUCGCAUGUGUACAUUUAUUGCUGAAGGCGUAAAAAUUAAUGUAGUACAAAAUAACUUAGCGAUACUCAUCUAUCUAAUGAGAAUGGUCAAGGCAUUACUGGAUAAUCCAAGCCUUUAUUUAGAAAAAUAUUUACACGAAUUGAUACCAUCAAUUGUUACUUGCAUAGUAUCAAAGUCUUUGUGUUCAAGACCAGAAAUGGAUAAUCAUUGGGCCUUAAGAGAUUUUGCUUCUCGUCUAAUGGCGCAAAUUUGUAAAAAUUUCAAUACUACCACAAAUAAUAUUCAAACUAGAAUAACAAGAUUGUUUAGUCAUGCACUGAUCAAUAUCAACCAAGCCAAUUUAAAUUCAUUGUAUGGUGCAAUCCAUGGAUUAUGUGAACUUGGUCCAGAUGUCAUAAAAGCAUUAGUGAUUCCAAAAAUAAGAGUUAUCUCUGAUCGUAUUGAAGUAUGUUUUGAGGGAGUCAAUUCAUCAAGCAUAGAUCGAAAUGCUGCUGGUCACAUAAAAACAUUGCUUAUUAAAUCAGUGGCUCCUAUAUUAAAAACUAUAAGAUCAGCACCAGAUGUUGUUGAAGAGUACGAACAAGAAUUUGGCUAUAUAGGGCCAGCAUUGUGCACUGCUGUCUCUAAAAAUCGCACAACACCUGCUGCUCCUAUCUCUUCUGGUAAUAUUCCUGUAACCAACAAUACUAAUCAACAAGUUGCAGUGAAUAACACCAAAACUAUUCCACCAAAAGUAGUGCUCGGUGGCAGUGGAAUUACGGCAGGAACAAUUUCAAGUGGACAAAAGUAUGUUAUUGUUUCUAGAAAUCCUGCCACUGGAGCAGUACAAUCACAGCAGCAAGUUCAAGUGCAAUCUUUACCUUCUACGGCACCAGUGCAACAACAGCCACAAGCACAACCAGUUCAAGUACAGCAAGUACAACAAAUGCAAGUGCAGCAAGUACAGCAAGCACAGCAAGUACAGCAAGUACAGCAAGUACAGCAAGUACAGCAAGUACAGCAAGUACAGCAAGUGCAGCAAGUGCAACAAGUGCAACAAGUACAGCAAGUGCAAGUGCAACAACAACCUCAGACAAUUCAGCAAGUUCAGGUACAGAAACCAGCUCAAGGCACAAAAGUAAUGGUGGUUGGUAUGCCUAAUGCCGCAAGCACCCCAUUGAAGCCACAACAGCAAGUAAUUGUAACGCAGAAUUCACUCGAGCAGUUCACGGAAUCCAUGGAUGUUGAUUCUGAUCGAUAGGACAAGCAUCAAGUUGUUUUUGUACAAAAUUAGUUAGCCUUAAACAUGCAAGUGAUAAAGAACUGUCUAAAAAUUUGCGACUGUAAUUAUCAAUUUUUUUUUUCAUGUUUUGUAAUCUUGUAUUAAGAUUUUAUAAACGUAUUUAUUUAAGUUGUGUACAGCCUCAGUGCGACGUUGAGAGAUACUUUUUAUAUUAGUAACGAAAUGAGUUAUAAGUUGUUCUUUCUUUACUUUUUUUUUUUAUUUUUUUUUUUUUAUUGCAAGCAACAAACUCAUUAAUGCACCGAGUGUGAAAAUGUUCAUUCAUGUAUAGACUUUAAUGUAAAUAUACAACGCCAGAGAUUCAUUAUGAUAAA
Messenger RNA from Trichogramma pretiosum, 2709 nucleotides. RefSeq names its product transcription initiation factor TFIID subunit 6-like. The transcript is spliced from 3 exons. The record is from RefSeq and is a predicted model, not a curated record. Gene Ontology annotation, cellular component: SLIK (SAGA-like) complex; SAGA complex; transcription factor TFIID complex. Lineage: Eukaryota; Metazoa; Arthropoda; Insecta; Hymenoptera; Trichogrammatidae. The coding region runs from base 383 to 2353 and encodes 656 amino acids. Gene Ontology annotation, biological process: RNA polymerase II preinitiation complex assembly; transcription initiation at RNA polymerase II promoter. Gene Ontology annotation, molecular function: transcription coactivator activity; protein heterodimerization activity; RNA polymerase II general transcription initiation factor activity.